Heteronotia binoei (common prickly gecko) is the source of this 1772-nucleotide messenger RNA. It is a transcript of the gene PODNL1, whose product is annotated as podocan like 1. NCBI's taxonomy places the organism in Eukaryota, Metazoa, Chordata, Lepidosauria, Squamata, Gekkonidae. The record is from RefSeq and is a predicted model, not a curated record. Gene Ontology annotation, molecular function: protein binding.
AUGGCUUCCGGCAGGAGAGCCAGGAGAACGAUGACCCGCUGGUGGUGAUGCCCAGGCCCACGCCAAGCGCCCCUGCCCGGAACGUGCCCGGCUGCCCGGCCAACUGCAGCUGCCCAGCGGAGGAGACGGUGGACUGCGGCGGCCUCGACCUUCACAUCUUCCCCGGAAAUCUCUCCAAGAGUAUCCAGCAUCUGUCGCUGCAGAAUAACCGGCUUCAGGAGCUGCCCUACAACGAGCUGGCCAGACUGGCUGACCUGAGGACCCUCAACCUUCACAACAACCACAUCACCUCGGAGGGUCUCCCGGAUGAAGCCUUCGAGUCCCUGCAGGCGCUGCAGUACAUCUACCUGGCCAAUAAUCAGCUCUCUGAUGCCCCACAGUUCCUGCCCGGCACGUUGCGCAUCGUGGACAUGGCCGCCAACCGCUUAACACAGCUGUACCAACUCACCUUUGGACAUAAGCCUGGCCUCAGGUCCGUCUACCUGCACAACAACCAGCUGAGCAACGCCGGCCUGCCCUUCGACGCCUUCAAUGGCUCCGACGCCGUCAGCACCCUCAUCGUCUCCAGCAACCUGCUCACCUAUGUGCCCCAGAACUUGCCCCCGGCGGUCGUCCGCCUCCACUUACAGAACAACCGUAUCUCCCGCAUCCCGAAAGGGGCUUUGAGCCGACACUGGCGCCUCCGGGAGCUCUACCUGCAGAACAACAACCUGACCAACGACGGCCUUGACCCCUCCACCUUCAGCAAGCUGAAGAGCCUGGAGUACUUGGAUCUGUCCAACAACAACCUGACCGAGGUGCCCCCGGGGCUGCCGCCCAACGUCGUGAUCCUGCACUUGGGCCGGAACCGCCUGAGCGCACUCCCCCCUGAGCGCCUGAGCCGGGUGCGAGGCCUACAGUACCUCCUGCUGCAGAGCAACGCGCUGACCGCCUCGGGGGUGCACCCGGAGGCCUUCGCCCGCCUGCGCUCCCUGCACACCCUCCACCUCUACAACAACCGCCUGGAAAGCGUGCCGCCCGGCCUGCCCAAGCGCGUCCGCUCCUUGAUGCUGCUGCACAACCGCAUCGCCCACAUCGGCCCGCAGGACUUCGCCGCCACCUACGCCUUGGCCGAGCUCAACCUGAGCUACAACCGCCUGUACAGCGCCCGCAUCCACCGCCUGGCCUUCCGGAAGCUGCGGCGCCUGGAGAGCCUUGACCUCUCCGGCAACCAGCUGACCCUCCUGCCUGCCUGCCUGCCCGCCGGCCUGCAGGUCCUCAACCUCCAGAAGAACCAAGUCAACUCCCUGUCCCCGGAGCUGCUGGCCAACCUCACCGUGCUGAAGGAGCUGCACCUGGCCCACAACCGCCUGCGGAUCGGCGGCAUUUCCCCCGGCACCUGGCAGGAGCUGCAGGGGCUCAAGCUGCUGGACCUGAGCUACAACGAACUGUCCUACGUCCCCCCGGACCUGCCGGAAUCGCUUGAGUACCUCUACUUGCAGCACAACAGGAUCACCGUCCUCACGGCCGAGGCCUUCCUCACAACGCCCAACAUCCGUGUCGUUGCUCUGAGAUCCAAUCGUUUGCUGGCAGCCAACGUGUCUGCGGAGGCCUUUGCGGACCUGAAGCACUUGGAGGUGGUGGACACAACAGGGAACCCGGAGCCUAUAAUAAUCCCUUUCUUGCAAGCCGGUCGCUGGGUCCGUCCCCAGGCGGGCACCUAGGAAGGGGGUCGCAGAGCAGGUUGCCGUCUUGGGCUCCCUCGGUGCCCCGCUGCUUCCUCUGGCCUCUCC